UCCACCAUGUCCGUCUGCUCCAGCAACAGGAGCUAUGGCAGCCGUGUCUGCCUGCCCAGUGCUUGUCCCAGCUCCUCCUGGGAGGUGGAAGACUGUCCUGAGAGCCACUGUGAGCCUCCUUGCUGUGCCCCCACCUGCUGCCAGUCCUCCUGCUGCGAGCCCACCUGUUGCCAGUCUUCCUGCUGUCAGCCCACCUGCUGCCAGUCCUCCUGCUGCCAGCCCACCUGCUGCCAGUCCUCCUGCUGCCAGCCCACCUGCUGCCAGUCCUCCUGCUGUCAGCCCACCUGCUGCCAGUCCUCCUGCUGUCAGCCCACCUGCUGCCAGUCCUCCUGCUGCCAGCCCACCUGCUGUGUCCCCACCUGCUGUGCCCCAGCCUCCUGUCUCACACUGGUUUGCACCCCUGUGAGCUGUGGGUCCAGCCCCUGCCAGUCAGGCUGCACCAGCUCCUGUGAGCCCUCCUGCUGCCAGCAGUCCAGCUGCCAGUCCUCAUGCUGCACUUCCUCCCCCUGCCAGCAGGGCUGCUGUGUGCCUGUCUGCUGCAAACCCAUCUGCUGCAGGCCCAUCUGCUGUGAACCUGUCUGCUGUAAGCCUGUGUGCUGUGAACCUGUCUGCUGCAAACCCAUCUGCUGUGAACCUAUCUACUGCAAGCCCAUCUGCUGUGAACCUGUGUGCUGCAAGCCCGUCUGUUGUGAACCUCUCUGCUGUAAACCCAUCUGCUGUGGGUCCAGCCCCUACACAGCCUCCUCCUGCUGCCAGCCCUCUGUCUGCUCCUCCUCCUGCUGCAAGCCCUCCUCCAGUGUGUCCCUCAUCUGCCGCCCUGUGUGCAAGCCUGCCUGCUGUGUGCCCACCUCCUCUUGCUGUGCCCCUACCUCCUCCUGCAUGUCCCUCAUCUGCCGCCCUGUGUGCAAGCCUGCCUGCUGUGGUCCCUCAUACUCAUAA
Messenger RNA from Elephantulus edwardii (Cape elephant shrew), 939 nucleotides. Its product is annotated as keratin-associated protein 10-4-like. Gene Ontology annotation, cellular component: keratin filament. The record is from RefSeq and is a predicted model, not a curated record. The coding region runs from base 7 to 939 and encodes 310 amino acids. The transcript has a single exon. NCBI's taxonomy places the organism in Eukaryota, Metazoa, Chordata, Mammalia, Macroscelidea, Macroscelididae.